ACUAAAGAAUGUGGUAAUUCUUCAAAAUGGUCGCUUUGUAUGGUUUGCCAACUUGCAUGUCUGUGUUUUAGAGUCCUUUGUUUUCGUAAAUCAUUAGAUAUAUCGCAAUAUUUCUACGAAAACACGCCCCGGUCACUGUUAUUUUGUGUAUGCACGAGCGUUGACUUUGUAAUACUAAAUUGUGUUGUGGAAGAACGAUGUCAUCGGUAAUUGGUUCAUUUGUGAAAUUUAUCUUAAGUUUCAACAGUACAAAGUUUUACAAGUAAUAAGAGCACAUCAAAGGGAGUGAAUUUCAUUGUGCUGGUGACAAAACAUUUUCAAAAAGUAUACACAAUAAAAAACACAAAUGCGAGUUGUAACAGCUGAUAAGUGCAGCUGGAGGGGUGUGCUUAUGUGAUGGGAGGGGUGGGAUGAAAGCUCGGCGCUCGGGCGCUGCGCCAUGAACCCGCCGGCGCCCGGCAAGACGGCCACGCGCUCCUCCGGGUACCACCAGAAGGCGCUCGCCGAAAUACGUAACUCCUUGCUCCCAUUCGCUAAUAUCGGAAACUCUGAACCACCCGGUUCCUCUGCAGCGAGUACUGUGAGCUCUGGAGUCAGUUCUGGUUUUAGUUCAUCAUCUGGUAACGGGCUGGAAAAGGAUCUGAAUGUGCUGCCACAAUCGCUAAAUCAAUUAAUUGCUCUUGGCUAUGAAGAGGACCCUGCGGUUAAGGCACUUAAAUAUGCAGGAGGUCGUUUUGACGCAGCUCUCGACUAUUUGUCAAAACAACAGGAACCUCUCAAUGGCGUGUUGAAGGCGGAUAACGAGUGGGUCGUCAAGUUGUACUACAGUUUUCAGGACAAGGACAAUCUAUACUUCGUCAUGGACUACAUCCCUGGGGGUGAUCUAAUGUCCUUGUUGAUAAAGUUGGGGAUAUUCGAAGAGAAUUUGGCGAGGUUUUACAUCGCCGAGUUGACCUGUGCAGUGGAGAGUGUUCAUAAAAUGGGCUUCAUCCACAGGGACAUUAAACCCGAUAAUAUUUUAAUAGACCGAGAUGGUCACAUAAAGUUGACUGACUUCGGUCUGUGCACGGGAUUCAGAUGGACGCAUAAUUCUAAAUACUAUCAAAGAAAUGAUCACGGUCGGCAGGAUUCGAUGGAUCCAGUGGAUGGUGAGUGGGGAGCAAUGGGGGAAUGUCGUUGUCAUCAGCUGAAGCCUUUAGAAAGGCGGCGCAAGCGCGAGCACCAGCGCUGUCUCGCUCACUCGCUGGUCGGUACACCAAACUACAUAGCCCCUGAGGUGCUCCAGCGCACUGGGUACACGCAGCUCUGCGACUGGUGGUCAGUCGGUGUCAUACUCUACGAAAUGCUUGUCGGAUCUCCACCUUUCCUCGCGUCUACACCCGCUGAGACGCAGUUAAAGGUGAUAAAUUGGGAAAGCACACUGCACAUACCGGACGCGGCUAACUUGUCGCGGGAGAGUAAAGAUCUCAUCCUGCAAUUGUGCUCCGGUCAGGACACGAGACUCGGGAAAGACGCCAACGAGGUGAAGCACCACCCAUUCCUCAAAAGCAUCGACUUCGAGAAGGGUUUGAGGAAGCAAGUCGCACCUUACAUCCCCAGAAUCGAGUACCCCACUGACACAUCAAACUUUGACCCAAUAGACCCCGACAAGCUUCGGAAUUCUGGCAGUUCCGACUCAAACAAGUCUGACAGCGAGCUUCUAGAUAACGGCAAGACCUUCCAUGGCUUCUUUGAGUUCACCUUCCGAAGGUUCUUCGAUGAUGGCUACACGAACAAAAUCAACCUGGACGAUGACAACCAGGGCCCCGUGUAUGUGUGAGCCGAGCCGCAGUGCAAACAGAGACACUGAGACUAACUUGUAGGAUUUUUUUUACAAAGUGUGUGCCUUUGACUCUCUAUAUUACACUAGGAAUUUUUUUUUGUAAACAUAACGAAUGUAACGUAUUUAAUUUUUUUAAUCUUAAAGCCGUAUUGUUAAUAAUCCCGGUGAUAAUGUUGUAAUAUUGUAUCGUUAUGUAAUUGUAAGUGUAAUCUUAUUUUAAUGUAAUAUAACAGAUGGACAGUCGGACAGCCUGGGUCACUAUGGUGCUUUUAGAGCGCGUCUCGCGUUCCGUUCACUGUAUACUAUUUUUGUAACUAGAGAAAUUAUUUAUGAUAUAAGAACAAUCAUGCAAAUUAGUGAAUUGGUCACUAUAUUUUCUUAUGUAUUUAUCGUGUUAGGUCGCUUGUGUGUUUGUUUAUAUAAUUGUAAAACGUAACUUAUGAAAGUCAUUAACAGUUGUAUUUUUGGAAUUGCUGUAUGUGAUGUGAUUUCAAAGUGCUUCCAUAUGGAGAAUGUCAGAUAUGUGUGCCUUAACAAUUUCUAUGAAACUAUUAAUAUUCAGAUUUGAUCGGAUUGAACUUGUAGAGUGCAAUAGCUAUUUAUUAACUCGGAAUGUACUCUUGUGUUGAAUUGUAUUGGUGGUUUUAAAAGCGUACCAAUGAAAUUGCAAUAGAUCUUCUAGUUGAAUAUGUUGGAAUAUUGUUUUAAACUAACCUAAAUUGUUUAUAUGUAGUGUGAUUAGUAGGUAUUUUAAAUCGAACAAAACAGCCGAGCACCGUGAUAGAGGCAAGUUUGUGUAUCCUCAGACGAGUUGUAGCUUGUACAGUAUAAACGAGUCACUUCACUUAAAUUAUGUGUUAUCAAAUGUAAAUUGUUUUAUUCUAAAAAUGAAACAUGCUUAUAAGAAGUAAAUGAGAAAUAAAACAUGGGAAUUUU
This is a messenger RNA of Papilio polytes (common Mormon), 2758 nucleotides long. RefSeq names its product serine/threonine-protein kinase LATS1-like (gene wts). The record is from RefSeq and is a predicted model, not a curated record. Lineage: Eukaryota; Metazoa; Arthropoda; Insecta; Lepidoptera; Papilionidae. Bases 440 to 1819 code for a protein of 459 amino acids. Gene Ontology annotation, molecular function: protein serine/threonine kinase activity; ATP binding; protein binding. Gene Ontology annotation, biological process: G1/S transition of mitotic cell cycle; regulation of organ growth; positive regulation of apoptotic process. The transcript is spliced from 6 exons.